Molecule: messenger RNA, 3082 nt
Organism: Phalaenopsis equestris
Lineage: Eukaryota; Viridiplantae; Streptophyta; Magnoliopsida; Asparagales; Orchidaceae
Product: triacylglycerol lipase SDP1-like
Exons: 4
Coding region: 380-2758 (792 amino acids)
Biological process (GO): lipid metabolic process
Molecular function (GO): triacylglycerol lipase activity
Source: RefSeq, a predicted model, not a curated record
CGUAAAAUCCAGCUCAGAGAAACGUUAGCGGUUGCGUGGUCCUUAUCUUACUUCCCUUUCUGAUCUAUCUUUUCUCCGAAAUAUUAAUGUUUGCUCAUUAGUUCGGUAAAAACCCCGUCUUUUCGAUUUUCGUCUUUCUUCUUCGCGGAGCUUUUACCCCCGGCCUGUUGCUUACACGCGAGCUCUUCCAACACUCGCAAUCACGGUCUCGAAGCCCCAAUCUCUCGAUUGCAAUAAAAUAUUACAACAAACCCUAGCUUGGAUUAUUCUUACCUGACUAAUUUGACCUCAAAAUGUUAUAAAGCUCGCAUCUUGGCAUCUGUUUUUGUGAGAUUUGGACUAGAAAUCCCGGAGAAGAGGAAAAGUCCGCAGCUUGGCGAUGGAUAUCAGCAAUGAAGCAAGCGUCGAUGCCUUCUCAAUCGGCCCGUCGUCGAUCAUUGGCCGAACCCUCGCGUUGCGAGUUCUCUUCUCCAUCUCCUUCACGCAGAUUCGGCGUCAGAUAUGGGAGUUCUUGCAGCGAAUCAUCUAUCCGGUUGCGUCUUGGCUCCAUCCGAGGAACACGCAAGGUAUUCUUUUGAUGGUAACCGUUGCUGCUCUCUUUCUGAGAAAGUUCGCUGGCGGUCGAUCGGCGGCGGAUGCAUCUUUACGCCGGCGGUUUUGGCGGAACAUGAUGAAGUGCGCGCUGUCGUACGAGGAAUGGGCUCAUGCCGCUAAGAUGCUCGACAAGGAGAUGCCGUCGAGAGCGAAUGAUUCUGAGUGUUAUGAUGAGGAGUUGGUGAGGCAUAAACUCCGAGAGCUGCGGCAGCGGAGGGAAGAGGGGUCAUUGAGGGAUAUCGUCUUCUGCAUGAGGGCUGAUCUGAUGAGGAAUUUGGGAAAUAUGUGCAAUCCACAGCUUCACAUGGGAAGGCUUCAGGUUCCCAAGCUCAUAAAGGACUACAUUGACGAGGUAUCAACACAGCUGAAAAUGGUCUGCUAUUCCGAAUCUGAGGAAUUCCUCUUAGAAGAACGGCUCCAAUUCAUGCAUGAAACAAGACACGCCUUCGGCAGAACAGCCUUGCUCCUAAGCGGCGGAGCGUCUCUGGGAGCCUUCCACGUCGGUGUUGUGAAAACUCUAGUGGAGAACAAGCUUUUGCCUCGGAUAAUCGCUGGAUCCAGUGUGGGAUCAAUCAUGUGCGCCAUUGUAGCGACACGGCCAUGGCCGGAAAUUGAGACCUUCUUCGAGGAUUCUCUGCAUUCCCUCAAGUUUUUCGAUCAGAUGGGCGGGCUCUUUUCCGUAUUCAAGCGGGUAAUGACGCAAGGCGCCGUUCAUGACAUCCGCAAUUUACAAAUGAUGUUGCGGCAUCUUACGAGCAACCUAACGUUCCAGGAGGCUUACGACUUGACAGGACGAAUCCUCGGGAUCACUGUCUGCUCCCCAAGGAAGCACGAACCGCCGAGAUGUCUUAACUAUCUCACUUCGCCGCAUGUGGUUAUUUGGAGCGCGGUUACGGCUUCGUGUGCUUUCCCGGGUCUAUUUGAGGCGCAGGAGUUGAUGGCUAAAGAUAGGUUUGGAGAGAUUGUUCCUUUCCAUGCGCCAUUCUUGGAGGGGCCGGAGGAAGGUUCGGGAGGCGCGGCUCGUCGUUGGCGAGAUGGGAGCUUGGAGAUGGAUUUGCCGAUGAUGCAGCUGAAAGAGUUGUUCAAUGUGAAUCAUUUCAUUGUUAGCCAGGCCAAUCCUCAUAUAUCGCCUUUACUGAGACUUAAGGAGCUUGUGAGAUCUUAUGGAGGCAACUUUGCUGCCAAGCUCGCACAUCUCGCCGAAAUGGAGGUCAAACAUAGAUGCAACCAGAUACUUGAACUCGGUAUUCCGCUGGGAAGUAUUGCAAAGUUAUUCGCUCAAGAAUGGGAAGGGGAUGUCACAAUAGUAAUGCCUGCUACACUUGCUCAGUAUUCCAAGAUCAUACAGAACCCAACUUAUGCAGAGCUUCAAAAGUCUGUUAACCAAGGCAGGAGGUGUACCUGGGAGAAGCUUUCUGUCAUAAAGGCUAACUGUGCCAUCGAGCUCACUCUAGAUGAAUGUGUCGCGCUUCUUAACCAUUUUCGUCGACUGAAAAGGAGCGCCUCAAGGGCUGCUGCCGCCUCCUCGCACGGGAUCAGUCACGGCGCCGGUAAACAACUCACAAUAAGCCCUUCGAAACGAAUCCCUUCUUGGAAUUCUCUCGCGAGAGAGAACUCGGCUAGUUCGGUUGAAGGCGACAUGCUUGCAGACGUUGCAACUCAAAUUAAUGAAGAACGAAACAUUCAACUUUGCGAAUCGUCGGGUAAGGGAAGUGAUGGUGAGUCAGAAGCUUUGGAACUGAGUUCAUGGACGAGGGCUGGUGGUCCUCUGAUGAGGACACAUUCUGCUACCAAAUUUAUAAAUUUUUUUCACGAGCUCGAGCUUAAUUCUGAACCAAACAGAACCUGUGGGAAUGGGAACGAAGGUGAGGGUGGAGCAAGUCCUGGAAGCAUUGUUGUGACUGAGGGAGACUUUAUACAACCAGACAGGAUUGUUGACGGAAUUGUACUGAAUGUUGUGAGGAGACAAGAUUUAAGCUUGGAGAUGAGUAACAGCUCUAAAGAACAUCAAGGUUCUUCGCAGGAAGAGAUUAGUAUAGAUUGUACAGAUGAAAAUUUCUCACAAGGUUUGCCACAAACUGAAAGCUGCGCUGUUAGUUUGGAUUCAGAUUCUGGUGAGGAUGAAGAAACUGGUUCGAGUUGCUUUGACAAAUUAACACUUUGAUGCCUGCAAUGAGGCUGAGAUUAGAUGAGAUUGGUGAAUUUAAGAGUCCUUGAUUUGAAACCUUUGUAUCUUUUAGAAAUCUGCACAAGUUUUAGAGAUGAGAGAUUUAUAUUUCCUUUUGAGAGUGCAGGGAUGCCCCAAGACUGCGUCUUUGUGCCUGAAGGGAAUGAUUCUCCAUGUAACUUUAUAUCCUUAAAAUUUCUAACAGCACAAAUUUGAAAUUUUUUAUUUCAUUUUUGUGCUUUAAAAUUGAAAGAUUAAAUCUGAGUUCUUGUCCAGAAUUCCUGGGAGUGAUUCGUUGCACUGAAUUCUUCUUCUGUAUUG